AGCAACAGACACAACAGCGUUUAGUUAUUUUUGAAUCUUCGGAUGCAAUUCCUAAUUCGGCAACGUUGCAAACCACAGCAGACAGACCGUCGAAGUUAUCCCGAAUCCCAAUGACGCUCUCGCAUUCGUAGACUUUUCAGAAAGCUCUUUUAUUUUUAUACGUUUAUUAUUUACGUCAUUUAACUGAAGCGUUAUUCAAGACAUUUUCCAAGUUGAACCAUACAGUUGCGAUUUCUUAAUAAUAUAGCUAGUACAAGUUGCAAGAAGCUUAUUUUCCACCGUCUUUAAAAACAGUAGAAUGAUGGCUGCACUGGAUAUAAACGAAUCUAUGGACGAAGAUUUUACCGGCUUUGACGAAGAACCUGUAGUAGUCAAUACUGGUGGUACCCCUCUGAUACAGGAUAACAGAAUAGAUGAAACACCCGCUGAGACUGACAGUGACUCUGGAAAUUUGGUGAUAGCAGAACCUCACAAAAAGGUGGAAUCAAAGAGUGUUGAGAAAUCACCCAGGAAAAGGAAAUCCCGUGUUGAAGAUGUUACUCCUACAAGAACUCCAUCAAGUCGUGUGAGAGGACAAGGGUUAGCCUAUCUUUUAGCCAUGGAAAAAGGUGGCAGUAAGAAGCAGUUGGCUAAAGUUCAAGCUCAAUCAGAUCUGCAAGAUACGCCAAGCUCUUCCCAAUCUGUUGAUCCUCCAGCCCCAGUACAGACUGAGGCAGUUGUUGAACCUGAAGUAGAAAAGAAGAAAGUUGGAAAAGAAGUGAAAGAAAAUGCAAAAGUAAUAAAGGAAAAAGAACCAGCAAAGAUUUCAAAGGAAAAAGAAAUUCCACAAGCAGCGGCUUUGCCCACCACAAAUUCCCCUACUCCUGUAGUAAAAUCCAGUAAAAGUAAUGCAAGGAAGUCUUAUUCCGCUGUCAAUAUUUCAUCACCAUUAUUGAAAGAACCUUUUAAAGAUGGCUGGAGAAGAGAAGUUGUUUAUCGAGCCACAGUUGACCCUGGAACAAAAACACUGUGUGAUGUUUACUAUUACACACCUGAUGGGAAAAAGCUUAGAUCAGGAAGAGAAGUUUCUGAUUUUUUGGAGAAAGGAAACAGUACUUACACUGUUGAAAACUUUACAUUUUUCAAGGAACCUAUUGGUAUGGACUCUACACAAGAAAUAUUGCGUUACGCCAAAACACGACGGGAUGAUGGAGGGGGUGAGAAAUUGAUAUCUAAGAAGGAGAAAGCUCUUAAAGCCCGCGAAGAAGAAUUGCGGCGUAAUCUUCAGGAACUUGGAGAAGAUGUUGCAGCAAUUACUGGGCACACUCCUGUUGCUGUCGAACCAGAAAUUCCAGUGCCCGUUCCGGUUCCUACCCCCGCUGCUAGCAGCGCAACUGUUGCGGAAUCUGUUUCCCCUCAACAGCGUAAAAAGCGUGGAGGCAAAGUGGAGAAACAGCUCAAGAUUAAACUCUGGGGCAAAGGUCUAAGAAGCAAGGAGAAUGCCGAACCAACGCGAAAGGAAGAUACGACCGAGGGUGAGGAGGAUGCCGGAGUGACCUUGCCUGCCUUGCCUGGCAAAACCUCUCCCUCCCGCAAAGUGCCGGAAGAUAUCAGUCAUUUGUUUACUCCGCAUUCUGCCGUGGGAGCCAAAGGAGGAACGCGGUCUGCAACCCGCGGACAGAAAGCCACGUCCUCCGCCGCUGCUCCCGUAUCCGCAGGUGCAGGUCAGCAAUUGGAGUUGAUUAAUGGAAAGCGCUUCAUUUCGAUCGGCUCCAGUCCAGAAUCGGUUAGGCAUUCGCCUGCAAAUCACGUCACUGACGAUGUUUACGGCAAAAGAGCACUGGCGUCUCCUGGCCUGGCUCCAAAGCAAAGUCCCAAAAGAAUGAAGCUGGGAGCGACUCCGCUGCUACCUGCAACCGGUGCUGUGUACCCUUUUAGAGCCAAAGAAGAAGGAUUCGGGUUCUUUCUCACGGAACAUUUUAACAAUUUCGUCAGUUACGCGUAUCACGGCUUGUUGCACGUUUUUCGUUACUUGACCGUUCAGGAACUCAUGGCGGCAGCGGGUGUCUGCAAAUUGUGGAGAGAUCUGGCCCUGCAUCAUUCACAUUGGAGAUUGGUACGCUUGAAAAACUCGCGGAUUUACGAUUGGUCGCUGUUUGCCAGCCAUUUGCGCCGUGCUGGCACGCAACAUCUGGACAUGAGGAAAAUGCUAUUUGUCACGUCGACAGAAGAGACGUGGACAAAUCUAGAGCGAGCUGCUUCCAACCUUUCAGAGAUCCUUCGCAUUGAUUUAUGCAAAUGUCCGACAGAAGUACUGGAGUCCAUCGCCAAACAUUGCCUCCGACUCAAACACAUUGACGCUCAGUUUAUCAGUUCACCCAAUUUACGCCUUGAAUUGCUUGGGAAUUUGAAUCAAUUGGAAGUCCUCAAGAUUCGCUCCGUUUCCUGUUUAACCGUUGUCGAUGGAUUAGAAACAUUCGCCAAACUUAAAGAGCUCAAAUUCUUGAAUUUGACUACAUUGUCGAAUUUGAAAUCGGGAGAAUUACGCCAUUUGGCAGAGCUGACGCAUUUGGAGAGCCUAGAAAUUGGCGACUGUGUCCAGUGGACAGAAGAAAGUGACUAUAAAAUGAUUGGCCAGCUUUCCCACCUAAAACAUCUUCGAUUGGAGAAAGGCCCCCCUACCGGUGUUCUCCAAUUUCUUGAAAGUUCUUUCAACGAAAUGCCACAUUUGCAGCACUUGGAACUCAUCAAUUUCACCAUUGAUGGCCCCAUCGGUUCAUUGCACCUCAGCAGUUUGAAGCGGUUGCUCAUCAUUCCUUUCUACGAAACCGAGUCUGUUGACGUCAUCGUGCGCCACCUUUUCGACUGCGUCGCAUCGAUGCUCCAUUUACAGCAAUUGAGCUGGGUAGUGACAGAUGAAAUCCUGGACCAUUUAGAAGGCAAGCUACCCCUGGAAAUAAAAGAGGACGAUGCAACAGAAGGGAAGGAAAACGUGACGUUGGAUGAGUUGCAAGAUCUCCUACGCCAGCGGCUGCCUAACACAAAUGUGCAACUAUCACGACUCCCAGAAUAUGCCACAAAUCGUCACAGCCUCUCUGUAUCACAAGAAGAUUAACUAUUUACCCAGCAUCAAUUCCAUUUAUCUCAACUUCACACACACACUAUGGACGCGGCUUUCGUACUUUAGACCCCCUCCCCAUAUUUUGGCGUGUUUCCUGUUUGUGUAACUAUUUCGGUUAACUCUGUGUUAACUGAACCGCUGUCAAAUAACUUCUAGACAGUAUCCAAAUUGAAUUUGAAAAUGCCAAUAACUUUUUUUCGUUUCUUGAGUCACCGAAAAAUUCACUACUACUGUGUCGACUAAGAGUGAGAUAAGUUUAAUUAUUUAGCAAUGUCAUAAAUUUUCAAGAAUAAUUCCAGUUCUGAUGAUUAUCUGUAAAAGCUGAGGUUUAAUGGUCGUAUAUGCUCUUAAACUAAAUAAGUACACAUACACAUUUUUUCUAAUAAAA
Messenger RNA from Daphnia pulex (common water flea), 3488 nucleotides. RefSeq lists its product as uncharacterized. Lineage: Eukaryota; Metazoa; Arthropoda; Branchiopoda; Diplostraca; Daphniidae. The coding region runs from base 299 to 3094 and encodes 931 amino acids. The transcript has 8 exons. Gene Ontology annotation, molecular function: protein binding; DNA binding. The record is from RefSeq and is a predicted model, not a curated record.